This is a messenger RNA of Sesamum indicum (sesame), 1763 nucleotides long. RefSeq names its product polyol transporter 5. The record is from RefSeq and is a predicted model, not a curated record. Gene Ontology annotation, molecular function: carbohydrate transmembrane transporter activity. Gene Ontology annotation, cellular component: membrane. NCBI's taxonomy places the organism in Eukaryota, Viridiplantae, Streptophyta, Magnoliopsida, Lamiales, Pedaliaceae. Gene Ontology annotation, biological process: transmembrane transport.
AUCCCUUUCAUAUCUCCAUCUCCACGUGGCAUUACAUCCUUCAUUACUGCCAGGUUUUAGUACUAUCCCUUUCAAUCCUCUGCUCAAUCUGUUCUCAAACCCAAACGGGAUUGUCAUUAAUUUCGCCCUGGGUUUGAUACAUACAAACUACAGAAAUCCCUGUUCAGGUUUGAUCGGAAUUCCAAUGGAUUCCCGACAGAGGGGAAGGGCUCGCCUCAACAAGUACGCCCUUGCCUGUGCCCUUUUGGCUUCCACCAACUCCGUUCUAUUGGGUUAUGAUAUUGGUGUCAUGAGCGGCGCUGCGCUUUUCAUCAAAGAAAACUUCAGGAUUUCAUCAGUUCAGGAGGAGGUUUUGGUGGGUUCUUUGAAUGUCUUCUCCUUGAUCGGUUCAUUAGCCUCCGGCAAGACUUCCGACUGGAUUGGGCGGCGCUACACCAUUGUCUUGGCGGCAGCGACCUUCUUCAUUGGCGCUCUUCUAAUGGGCCUCGCCCCAUCUUACCCCUUUCUCGUUGCCGGACGGGUCGUCUCUGGCGUUGGAGUAGGUUAUUCUCUCAUGAUUGCUCCGGUUUACACUGCGGAGGUUUCUCCCGCCGUAACCCGCGGCUUCUUGACCUCCCUCCCGGAAGUAUUCAUCAAUGUGGGAAUUUUACUAGGAUACAUCGUCAACUACGGAUUAUCCGGUCUUUCGCCGCGCAUCAACUGGCGGCUGAUGCUCGGCCUCGCUGCCGUCCCUGCCGUCGCCAUUGCCUGCGGCGUCAUGGCCAUGCCGGAGUCGCCACGGUGGCUGAUCAUGAAAGGGCGGACGCGAGAGGCCAAAAGGGUGCUCCGAAGAACCUCGGAGAGCGAAGAAGAGGCGGAGGCGAGACUCGAAGAGAUCACCAAAGCCGCUGCAUCAAGUCAAGAAAAUCUAGCUUCUAGUAGUUGGCAUGGGCAAGGUGUUUGGAAGGAGCUGUUGAGACCUUCAAGGCCGCUCCGUCGCAUUCUGGUGGCGGCUAUAGGGAUCAACUUCUUCAUGCAGGCCUCCGGCAACGACGCGGUGGUGUACUACACGCCGGAAGUGUUCAAAGCCGCCGGAAUCCACAACCGGAGAGGCCUCGUUGGGGUGACAGUCAUCAUGGGGAUAGCCAAGACCUCCUUUGUUUUGAUAUCUGCACUUUUCUUGGACCAUUACGGGCGGAGGCCUCUACUGAUAUUGGGCUCAAUGGGGAUGGCAGUCUCCCUCUCCGGGCUCGGUCUCGGGUCCAAAUUUCUUGAGCACAGAACCCAUAAACCUACUUGGGCCAUAGCAUUGUGCGUGCUGACAGUUUGUGCUGAUGUUUCGUUCUUCUCGAUCGGGCUCGGGCCUAUUACGUGGGUGUAUUCCUCCGAGAUUUUCCCGAUGCGAUUGAGGGCGCAGGGUGCUGCUUUGGCGGUGUCGGUGAACAGGCUGGUGAGUGGGGUGGUGGCCAUGACGUUUCUCAGCAUUUCAAAGAAGAUUAGCUUUGGGGGAACAUUUUUUGUGCUUGCUGGGAUUAUGGCCGUAGGGACCGUUUACUUUUACUUCUUACUGCCUGAGACGAGAGGCAAGAGUUUGGAGGAGAUCGGGGAGUUGUUCGAGGACAAAGAGCGGCCUUGUGAUGCUCGAAAAUCGUAGUAGUAAGACAAAGUUGUUUUUGUAGAAAAUUUGUGGAAAAUGAGGAAGAGUGAGUUCAUUGUAUAAAUAUAUUUAUCUUUAGGUUCAAUUCUAUUUACUACCUUAUAUGUUAGUGCUGCAUGAGUGGUAA